Messenger RNA from Drosophila navojoa, 2232 nucleotides. Its product is annotated as sodium/potassium-transporting ATPase subunit alpha. The record is from RefSeq and is a predicted model, not a curated record. NCBI's taxonomy places the organism in Eukaryota, Metazoa, Arthropoda, Insecta, Diptera, Drosophilidae.
UGCUUCAUCAUGUUAUGCGCUACCGUUAUAUGUGUAACAUUGACGGGCCUGAGUAUUCCCAAUCUGCUUGAGUUCUAUGUUAGCCUGACGGUAUCCUCGUCACCUCUAUAUUUCCCCAGCCUGGUGUUCAUUGGCCUGUGGAUCACCAAGAACAAUUUGACUGAGAUCGGCUGCUACGUUCGCAACAUGGAGUCGGUCUCCACUCUGGGCCUGACGACCGUUAUUUGCUCUAACCUGCUUGGCUCCAUGACGCAGCGCACUUGGCAGAUCUCCGAGCUGUUUGUCGAUGGCGAACUGCUCAAUGUGCAAUCGGAUUUCGAUGAGACGGAUCAUUUCCGGCAUCUGAUUCGCGCCUCCGUACUGUGCAAUCAGGCCAACUUCGCGCCCGGCCAGAGGGGCCUGCCCACCAACCAGCAGGCGCUCGACGGCACCGAGUACGAGAAGGCGGUGCUCAAGUUCGCCAUCCGGUUUGUGGAGAGCCUUCAUGUGCUGCGCGUCAAGCAUAAGAGGGUCGCUUACAAGUCCGUGGACUUCAUUAGCCGUCUGCAGGUUAGCGUCCAUGUGACGGUCAACGACGAUGAUGAGACGGAGUAUUAUCUAUAUAUACGCGGGCAUUGGGCCGAGGUCAUGGAUCACUGCACCACUUGCUAUAUGGAGAAUGAGGCUGAGCCAGUUGAGCUGAGCGCCGAACUGCAAGAUGAGGUGAUUAGUCAUGGCCUCCAGCUGGAGAAGCUGGGCAGGCACACAUAUGCCUUUGCCUCCAAACGCCUGCCCGCGGAUGACUAUAUGCUGUCGUUGAUCUCGAACAGUUUCAGUUAUAGCAACAAUAAGGUCUUUUUCAGCUUCAUGAACACGUAUUCGAAUUCCAUGUGCUUCUUGGGCCUCAUUGCGGCACAAAAUCCGCCGUAUCCCCAUGUCAUAGAUGCCAUCGCUCAGUGUCGCACUGCGGGCAUCAAGCUGGUGUUCAUGACCCGGACCGACGUGAAUUUCGCGAGUGCCAUUGCCAGAGCUGUGGGCGUCUUUGAGGAGGACAGCGACAUCGCUGACAUGGCGGAGACAUUCAACAUGGCAUUGCCCCGGGUCGAGCACCGGUUGGUCACAGCCGUCACGGUCAACAUGCAGAACAUGAGCACGCAGGUGCAUCACCAGCGCUGGAACAUCGAGCAAUUGCUCCUCUCCCAUGUGGACGUCGUCUUCAGCCGCAUUGCCGUCUCCCAGCGCUACCUGAUCAUCGAUAGCUGCCUGCAGCUGGGCGCUGUGGUCACGGCGAUCGGCAGCUCCGUCCACGAUACGUCGGCCAUUCGGUGCGCGAACGUGGGCGUCUCUGAGGCCUCCUCGUCCCAGGUGAGCCAGUCCUGUGCCGACAUCAUUGUGCUGGGGAACAACUUUGUGACGGUGGUGAGGGCCAUUGCCCAGAGUCGUCUGCUAUUUGAGAACCAGAAAAAGGCCUUGGUCUAUGCGAUGGCCACGAAUAUGUCCAUGGUAGUGAUUCACUUUCUGUUCGUAGUGCUGCAGAUGCCAUUCCGAAUGCCUCUGGUGCCGUCGAUAUUCAUUUCAAUCUUUGUGAAUCUGAUACCCGCUUCCACGCUCUUCUAUGAGCCUGCCGAGUUUGAUCUUAUGAAGGUAAUACCGCGGGUCAAUGAGGAUUUCUUGGUUAACCGACGCAUGCUGUUUGUGUCCUACAUAAAUGUAGGCCUCCUGGAGGCCAGCGCCGUGGUACUGGCCUACAUUGUCUAUAUGCUGCACAAUGGUUUCCUGCCGGGAGCCCUGUUCGGCCUCAGUGUGCGAUGGUACGACGAUUCCCUCAAUGAUAUGAUGGACUCCUAUGGCCAAGAAUGGACGCGCGGUGCACGGCUUCAGCUGGAGUAUGAGAUGACUUCGGUGAUCGUCAUCACCUUGACUGUGAUGCAGCUGGUCAAUCUUGUCAUUUCCAAAACAGCGCGCGUCAAUCUCUUAAGCCAUGGCUUUGGCAACCUUCGCCUGAACCUUGCCCUCGUUUAUAUGAUCGGCAUCUGUUUUCUGUUCACCUUUACCAGUGCGCCCGAGCAACUGCAGAGUUUACCAGUCGACUAUCUACCCAUCUUCCUAUAUGUCUUUCCGUUGGCCAUACUAACCGUUCUUUUAGAAACCAUGCGACGUUAUAUACUGAGAAAAUAUCCUGGCUCCUGGCUUGAGGAGGUAUCAUAUUACGGAUGCCUAUAAGAAUAUAUGUGAAUAUGUGAAUAUGUGAAU